Molecule: messenger RNA, 1516 nt
Organism: Podarcis raffonei (Aeolian wall lizard)
Lineage: Eukaryota; Metazoa; Chordata; Lepidosauria; Squamata; Lacertidae
Gene: TSPAN17
Product: tetraspanin 17
Exons: 8
Coding region: 102-851 (249 amino acids)
Biological process (GO): regulation of vascular endothelial growth factor signaling pathway; protein maturation; protein localization to plasma membrane
Cellular component (GO): membrane
Source: RefSeq, a predicted model, not a curated record
ACGGGGCGGAGCGGCGGCGGCGGCGGAGCUGCUGGGCCGCUGGCUGGCGGGCGGCAUGGGGCUGUGAGCCGGCCGGGCAGCGCCCAGGCCCCGCGCCCGCCAUGCCAGGCAAAGCCCAGCACUUCCAAGGUCCCCAGGUCAGCUGCUGCACCAAGUACCUGCUCUUCGCCUCCAAUGUGCUCUUCUGGUUGCUGGGGGCUGCCUUCCUGGCCAUUGGUCUGUGGGCCUGGGCAGAAAAGGGCGUGCUUUCCAACCUGUCGUCCAUCACAGACCUGGGUGGCUUUGACCCUGUCUGGCUCUUCCUUGUGGUCGGAGGGGUGAUGUUCGUCCUGGGGUUUGCUGGCUGCAUUGGAGCCUUGAGGGAAAACACUUUCCUGCUCAAAUUUUUCUCUGUGUUCCUGGGGCUCAUUUUUUUCCUGGAGCUGACGGCUGGUGUCCUGGCCUUCAUCUUCAAGGACUGGAUCAAAGAUCAGCUCAAUUUCUUCAUCAACAAUAACGUCAAGGCCUACCGCGAUGACAUCGACCUGCAGAACCUCAUAGACUUUGCUCAGGAAUAUUGGUCUUGCUGUGGGGCUCAUGGCCCUAAUGACUGGAACCUCAACAUUUAUUUCAACUGCACUGACUCCAACCCCAGCAGGGAGCGCUGCGGGGUGCCCUUCUCCUGCUGUGUCAAGGACCCUGCGGAGGAUGUUCUCAACACGCAGUGUGGCUAUGAUGUCCGCCUUAAACUGAGCUGUUCACCUGCUUGCCUUUGCCUUCUCUGCAGGAGCUGGAGCAGCAGAGUUUCAUCCAUACCAAAGGAUGUGCUGGCCAGUUUGAGAAAUGGCUCCAGGACAAUCUCAUUGUGGUAGCAGGGACUUUUGUGGGCGUUGCGCUGCUCCAGAUCUUUGGUAUCUGCAUGGCACAGAACCUCGUGAGUGACAUCAAUGCCGUGAAAGCCAACUGGUGACACCAGAGCAAGGCCUGUGCCGCCUUCCCCAGGCCCACAGCGCCCUCCGCAGGACUGAAGCCACAAUCCUAGCCACAGCCACAGGAUGCCGCUGUGCCAUUAACCAGCUGUUUUUGUGUGGGUAGCCAGCGCUACCGGUAUUAAUGGCUCCCCGGCGCCCUUCCAUAUCGUCCUCUUCCUGGUUGGGGUGCACAUGGCGUAUGAGCUGCGGGUGGCCAAUGUAAAUAGUAUUUAUUAUAGGACAUUCUGGACAGGACUCCUUCCACCGCUACCCUCACUGCAAUAUUUGUGGAGCCAGGCAGCCUGUUGCACCUGCAGGCCAGAGACUCUGAAGGCCAAAUGACACAGGGAGCUCUGGGGCUGAGUAGGUGCCACAGGAACCCCAGGAGGAUAAGGCACAGCCCCUGUGGCUUCUCGUUGGGAAGCUGGUUGGAACCACCGUCUUGUUUCUGCUGCCUGGUGCAGCCCUGACAUUUGUACCCUCCCUUAAGCCUCUACUUCUGGGAGGGGAAGUCUGUGGCUCAUCUGACAUUGUUGGACUCCAGGUCCCAUCGGCCCUAGGUGGUG